Molecule: messenger RNA, 158 nt
Organism: Acaulospora colombiana
Lineage: Eukaryota; Fungi; Glomeromycota; Glomeromycetes; Diversisporales; Acaulosporaceae
Source: the annotation of a GenBank genome assembly
UUAAUAUCCUCCUCUGGGGUUCGAUAACCUACUUUAGUUUGCAAAUCGCGUGGUAUAAAUUGGAAUUCGCGGAAUAUGCCGAAAUGAUGGAGAAGAAGGUCGCAACCCUGGAAGGAGAAAUCGAGAAGCUGAAGAAUAAGUCGCGAAAAGAAAUGUAA